Molecule: messenger RNA, 2187 nt
Organism: Alexandromys fortis (reed vole)
Lineage: Eukaryota; Metazoa; Chordata; Mammalia; Rodentia; Cricetidae
Product: intestinal-type alkaline phosphatase 1-like
Exons: 11
Coding region: 73-1707 (544 amino acids)
Biological process (GO): dephosphorylation
Cellular component (GO): plasma membrane
Molecular function (GO): alkaline phosphatase activity
Source: RefSeq, a predicted model, not a curated record
UCGAGUCCAGGCAGGUCAAAUAGCAGUUGGUGCCUUGUUUUCUAGCCACGCAACUUACCAGUAGCUCCAGUCAUGCAGGGAGACCGGGUGCUGCUAUUGUUGUUGCUGGGCCUCAAGAUACAUCUGUCCUUUGGUAUCAUCCCAGCGGAGGAGGAGGACCCAGCCUUCUGGAACAAAAAGGCAGCAGAGGCCCUGGAUGUUGCCAAGAAGCUGCAGCCCAUUCAGACGUCAGCCAAGAACCUCAUCCUCUUCCUGGGGGAUGGGAUGGGGGUGCCCACAGUGUCAGCCACCAGGAUCCUAAAGGGACAGUUGGAAGGCCAUCUGGGACCUGAGACACCCCUAGCCAUGGACCGUUUCCCAUACAUGGCUCUGUCCAAGACAUACAACGUGGACAGACAGGUUUCAGACAGUGCGGGUACAGCUACCGCCUAUCUGUGCGGGGUCAAGGCCAACUACAUGACCAUUGGAGUGAGUGCAGCUGCCCGAGUUGACCAGUGCAACACCACAUUCGGCAAUGAGGUCAUCUCAGUGAUGUACCGUGCAAAGAAAGCAGGAAAGUCUGUGGGAGUGGUGACCACCACCAGGGUGCAGCACGCCUCUCCAGCCGGCACCUAUGCACACACGGUGAACCGUAAUUGGUACUCGGAUGGAGAAAUGCCUCCUUCUGCAGUUCAGGAGGGCUGCAAGGACAUCGCCACACAACUCAUUUCCAACAUAGAUAUUGAUGUGAUUCUCGGUGGAGGUCGCAAGUACAUGUUUCCCAAGGGGACGCCAGACCCUGAAUACCCAAAUGACACUAGCCAAUCUGGAACAAGGCUGGAUGGAGAGAACCUGGUGGAGAAGUGGCUGAAAAAUCACCAGGGGGCCCGGUAUGUUUGGAACCACACGGAGCUCAUUCAGGCAUCCCAGGACUCAGCAGUGACUCACCUCAUGGGCCUCUUUGAGCCAACAGAUAUGAAAUAUGAUAUCAACCGAAACCCCUUACUGGACCCAUCUCUCAAGGAAAUGACAGAGGUGGCCGUGAGCAUGCUGAGCAGGAACCCACAAGGCUUCUAUCUCUUUGUGGAAGGGGGUCGUAUUGACCAAGGCCACCAUGAGGGCACAGCUUACCUGGCAUUGACUGAGGCUGUUAUGUUUGACUCUGCCAUUGAGAGUGCCAGCCAGCUCACCAGUGAGCAGGACACGAUGAUCCUCGUUACCGCUGACCACUCCCACGUCUUCUCCUUUGGUGGCUACACACUUCGGGGGACCAACAUUUUCGAUCUGGCCCCACAAAAUGCCCAGGAUGGCAAAUCCUACACCUCCAUUCUCUAUGGCAACGGCCCCGGCUACGCGCUUAGUUCAGGCGAACGGCCCACUGUCACCAGUGAAGAGAGUAGUGACCCCUCAUACCGGCAGCAGACGGCUGUACCCCUGUCGUCAGAGACCCACGGCGGGGAGGAUGUGGCGAUAUUCGCGCGUGGCCCACAGGCACACCUGGUGCACGGAGUGCAGGAGCAGAAUUACAUUGCGCACGUCAUGGCCUUUGCAGGCUGCCUGGAGCCCUACACCGACUGCGGCCUGGAGGCCCCCGCUGGCCAGAGCAGCACCAUCGCCCCGACCAAAGUCACAAACAGCGCAGCAGGCAAGGCCACUGCACUGUUGUCCCUGCAGCUGCUGCUUAGUGCGCUGUUGCUGCUAGUAGGGACACGCAUAGCGGCACCAUGAUGGGCCAGUGCCCCGCUAGGCUCCUCCCCAGUGUUAAACCGCUGGUCCCUUUCACCCCCACUCAGGGUUUCCUUUGCUCUAUCAGUCCUGAGUUCUAGUCCACAACUCUAGUGGCCACCUCUGAGAAAACACUCUAGGCUUUAGAACUUGCCCCGGGGCUUUUGCUUCUCAACUGACUGUCUCUGGAGUGGGAGGUGCCGAAUGGUACCCAAGAGGCUGAGGCCCAGGGUUGCCCUAGACUCCCCUUCACACCUUCACCCUUCACAGGACCCAAGGAACUUAGCUUUUCAGGUCUUGGCUUACUCCCAAGAAAUCCAAGCAGAGGUCCAGGAGGCCGUGGGGUCUCAGCAAGCAGCCCAAAGCAGUCUUGGCUUCCCCCCUGCCCAUCUCCAGCUACACAUAGAUACUGAACACGGGCUAUUUCCUACCUUUGGGGCCUCCACUCUUUGAAGAGACAUAAUGACAAUAAAAUGAACUGUU